This is a messenger RNA of Ochotona princeps (American pika), 1686 nucleotides long. It is a transcript of the gene MRRF, whose product is annotated as mitochondrial ribosome recycling factor. NCBI's taxonomy places the organism in Eukaryota, Metazoa, Chordata, Mammalia, Lagomorpha, Ochotonidae. The coding region runs from base 50 to 838 and encodes 262 amino acids. Gene Ontology annotation, molecular function: ribosomal large subunit binding. The record is from RefSeq and is a predicted model, not a curated record. The transcript is spliced from 8 exons. Gene Ontology annotation, biological process: translation. Gene Ontology annotation, cellular component: mitochondrion.
CAGAGAAGCUAAAUGAAUAGUUGGAUAUCCCCAAGGAUUGUCUUCAGUCAUGGCCUUGGGGUUGAAGUACUUCCGUCUGGUGCACCCAGCCUUUCGCAGUUACCUUGCGGCUUUGAUCAAACCUGUUUCGGAAGUGACACUGAAGACAGUGAGUGGAAGGCAACUUGACCAUAGGCACGCCCUGACCUCCCCACCUGUUCCAGUCCGCCAGUUUGCUACCAAGAAAGCCAAAGCCAAAGCAAAAGGACAACCCCAAGCCAGAAUCAAUAUUAACACUGCUUUGGUUGAGGAUAUAAUCGACUUGGAAGAGGUGGAUGAAGAAAUGAAAUCUGUUAUGGAAGCACUCAAAGACAAUUUCAAUAAAACUCUCAAUAUAAGGACCUCACCAGGAUCCCUUGAUCAGAUUACUGUGGUGACUGCUGAUGGGAAGCUUGCCUUAAACCAAAUCAGCCAGAUCUCCAUGAAGUCACCACAGCUGAUUUUGGUGAAUAUGGCCAGCUUCCCAGAGUGUACAGCUGCAGCUAUCAAGGCUAUAAGAGAAAGUGGAAUGAAUCUGAACCCAGAAGUGGAAGGGACACUAAUUCGGGUACCCAUUCCGAAGGUAACCAGGGAGCACAGAGAAAUGCUGGUGAAACUGGCCAAACAGAACACCAAUAAGGCCAAAGACUCUUUAAGGAGGGUUCGCACCAACGCUAUGAACAAGGUGAAGAAAUCCAAGGACAAGGUCUCAGAGGACACCAUCAGGCUCAUUGAGAAGCAGAUUGGCCAAAUGGCUGAUGACACAAUUGCAGAGCUGGACAAAUACCUGGCAGUGAAGAUCAAAGAACUCCUUGGAUGAACGUCUGUCAGGUGCCAGCCAUAGUCCGGAGCUCAGGUCCCAGUGGGCCUCCGGGUGGCCUCCUGGAGGGUCUGCUGCUGGCCGAGGACCUGUGCUCAGGGCGUUUGCCAUGACUGUGCUGCAGCCCAGGACUGGGAUCGCAGACCCACCUCCCAGAUCCUGCUCCUACUCCCGGGCGCCUCCUUUCCAGGCAGGCCGUGUUCCUGUUUGGAACUCUGUCCGGGAUGAUGUGGGCCUUCACCGUGACCGGGCUUCUCUGCUAGAGGCACAUGCUCACCAAAGGACAGCAUCUACAUUAGCCUCCAAGAAUGACAGCCACAGGGGAGCGGUAGAGUUGGGCUGAUGGGUGACCUCUAGGGCCUGUGUGUUAAGCCUCUGGGUCACCUUCACAAGGCCCUGCCCUCUGCCUGGAUCUCUCGGGCACCUGUCGCCAUCAGCAUCAGCAUCAGCAGCUGCUCCUGUUCAUCUGGACACCUCGCCCUCUGGCAAGUCUCCCUUUCCCCUCUCCAGGACCCCCUUCCCUGGCUCUUACAGCACAGUCUGCUGCUUUAUUUGAACCCUGACUAGUCUGUCUGCUGCUUAGUCUCUGCCCCCUGAGAACUUGGCAUAAAUACCUGGAACACAGUAGACAUUGAUGUUUGUGUGUGAAUCAAUUACACCUAGCAGUACCUAACAGAUGUGGGCUGUUUGGCCUGUCCCUAGGCCUAGCUCUGCCUUUCUGUUAUUUUCUACACCUGCCCUUAUCUUCAGAUUUAUUGGUAAAGAGAUGUCUUCUAGUGCCUGCUUCUCGUCUCAGGAGCCUCUUGCUGUUGACAGACAAGUUCUGGUUCACCUGUGGGUCCUGGGUU